GUGGUUAGCGAUACGCUGCUAGUCUGGUAUGCCUGGUUUAAGUACAGGUUCAUUAAACUUGAUUUGGUCACAGUAAGAAAACUUUGCUUUCACACAGUUGCUGUUGUCGUAGAAAAAUUUGAUAUGUAGACCAUCAAGUGUAACUCUUACCCCAUUUUUUUUCGCAUAUAUAUGGAGGUUGCGUGACUCGCAACAAAACAGGAAGCAGUAUCGUCACCAGACCAUACGAAUAAGCUGCCGGCAAGGUCCACCAUGAACUUGCAGAAAAAAAGAACGAAACCAGUUAGCCUGCGUAGCAAGCGUUUCCGUGGGGUUUGGAAGCAAAGAAAGACCGAGGAACGGGAUUUUCGGUGUUUUGUCUGCGCGGAAUAUGGGGCGAGAACCAAAAAAAAGAAGGAGAGGGGUGGGAGAGGGUUACUCACUCCAUUUUUCGCGCUGUGAUAUUCUUUGCUCCCAGAAACGCUUGCUACGCAGGCUAGAAACCAGUGUGCGGACAUUCUCGUCCCCAUAGCCCUUUUCGUUUCUCUUAGCCCGCGGGGCCUUGGCACCAGAAUCGUUUUUUUCGUGCCAAGGCCUCGCCGGCUAAGAGGAGCGAAAAGGGCUAUGGGGACGAGAAUGGUGUGCUGACCGAGCACGCUACGUAGUCUAAUGAAGUAUUUAUAAUAAUGGCUCUUUUUGCUAUGAAAGGGAACCAAUCAGAUUUUUCAGUUAAUUGAAAUAAAUAUCUGCUAAUUUGGAAAAACAUAUAAACAAUAACUUCACGCUAACUUCGCAUCAGGGCGCGAAAUCUGCCAUUCGUCCCCAUUCCUUUACUCGCUCUUCUAAUGACUAUUGUUCUCCGUCGCUGGGAAAGAUCGAAUGAUUUCCAUCACAAUCAUCAAAUUUUCAUUUUUAUUACAACUACACGCAGUAUUUCCUAAAACUGGGGCCAAAAUGUCGACAACGACUGCUGAAACAGAAAAAGGUUUUAUUCAAGGAAAAUUCCCUGAGGAUUUUAUUUGGGGAGCAGCUACUGCAGCAUAUCAAAUUGAGGGUGCCUGGGACGAAGAUGGAAAAGGUCCAAGCGUUUGGGACACGUUCUGCCAUGUCGGAGGGAAAAUACACAACAAUGAUACGGGCGAUGUAGCUUGCGACAGCUACCACAAAACGGAGGAGGAUGUUUCACUCCUAAAAGACCUUGGUGUUGGUUAUUAUCGAUUUUCCAUUUCAUGGUCCAGAGUAUUACCCCAGGGAACAAUAGAUAAAGUGAACCCCCUGGGAGUCGAUUAUUACAACAAAUUGAUUGACACACUGCUAGCCAAUGGGAUCAAGCCUGCUGUGACGCUGUAUCAUUUUGACUUGCCACAGGCUUUGCAAGAUGUGGGUGGUUGGCACAAUCCUAAAAUAUCCGACAUUUUCAAUGACUAUGCACAGUUCUGUUUUAAAGAGUUUGGAGAUAGGGUCAGAAUCUGGUUGACAAUAAAUGAACCUCAUGAGGAGGCACUAGAUGCAUAUGGUCUUGGUUCUUUUGCUCCUGGACUGAAAAACAUGGCAACAGGUCCAUACCUGGCUGGUCACAACAUGUUGUUGGCUCAUGCAAAAGCAUGGCACACUUAUGACAAGGAAUUCAGAAGAAACCAGCAGGGUAGGGUGAGUAUUGUGGUUAAUGCACAGUGGUUUGAGCCCAAGACUGACAGAGAAGAAGAUAUCAAAGCAGCUGAUCGUGGCAUGCAGUGGUUCUUGGGGUGGAUGGCACAUCCUGUGUUUGUCAAUGGUGACUAUCCUCAGGUCAUGAAAACACGUAUCAUGGAGAAAAGCAAAGCACAAGGACUGCCUUCCAGGCUUCCAUCUUUCAGUGAAGAACAAAAAAAAUUGCUCAAAGGCACUGCUGACUUUUUAGCUCUCAAUUUCUAUUCAGUGUCAUUUGCUGAACACCAUGAUUUGUCAUAUGAGGAAAAUGUGACAUGGGGCUACUUUACAGAUCAGGAGAUGAAGGCAUCUAGAGAUCCCAGCUGGCUGAAAGGUGAUCCCUCUUGGUUAUACUGUGUUCCAUGGGGCAUGCGCAAAAUGCUAGUCUGGCUGAAACAGCAGUAUAAUGAUCCAGAAAUAAUUGUGACUGAGAAUGGAUUUAGUGUUCAUGGUGAACAUGAUCGCAAAUUACCUGCUGCUCUCCAGGAUACAGACCGCGUCACAUACAUCAAGGGAUACCUCAAUGAAGCUUUGAAGGCAGUCAAACUUGAUGGUGUUAAACUAAAGGGUUAUUUUGUCUGGUCAUUGCUGGAUAAUUUUGAGUGGGAUGAUGGCUAUCGGUUUAGAUUUGGCAUUCAUCAUGUAAACUUUGAUGACCCCAAGCGGCCACGCACCCCUAAACUUUCAGCAGAGGUCUACAAGGAGAUUGUAGCAAACAAUGGCUUUCCUUAAUGUGCUGCUCCAGAAAAUACCAUUACCUCCCUACCCAUGGAGGGGUUUUUGCUCUGAACUACCCACCCUCUGGUAAUUCUAGUUUGUCCCAUCUUUCUUUAAAAGAUUUGGCCUUUUGUUAUUUAACUUUCUAAUGACACUCAGUUGGGUGGGUAAUGAUAUUUUUUGGAAUCGUACUAUGAAAGAUAAUAAUUUGAAGAAACAGUAUUUCUUCUAGUUUGAUAACAGUAGUAUAUUAAUCAAAUAAAACAACUUAUUCAAUUUGUUUUUCAAAACCAAAAAAAUUAUGCAAAACAUCAA
Messenger RNA from Orbicella faveolata, 2700 nucleotides. RefSeq names its product cytosolic beta-glucosidase-like. NCBI's taxonomy places the organism in Eukaryota, Metazoa, Cnidaria, Anthozoa, Scleractinia, Merulinidae. Gene Ontology annotation, biological process: carbohydrate metabolic process. The record is from RefSeq and is a predicted model, not a curated record. Gene Ontology annotation, molecular function: beta-glucosidase activity.